ACAGGCAAUAAUUUACUGCAGAUAUGUUGACAUGCAGGCAUGUCACAUUGCAACAAGAUUCUUGGCUAUAUUAAGGAUUGAAGGCAGCCCGAACGCUGAGAACUUGUUUCAGACUUUCGACCAGUUUGUGGAAACUGAACAUCUACCGAAGGAGAAGUUGGUGUCCUUCUCCAGUGAUGGAGCUUCAGUGAUGAGAUCGGAGGGAAGAGGGGUAUCAGGACACCUAAGAAGAAACUACAAUCAAGACAUCUUCCUUCAGCAUUGCAUUGUGCACAGGCAGGUAUUAGGAGCAAAGAGUGGACUAGAAAGACUACCAAGCAAUGUGCACAGUACUGUAGAUGCCGUCAUGAACCACUUCAAAAACAGCCAUGUGCGCAAAGAGAAACUAACAGCCAUCAUUGAAAUGAGUGACAAUGAGCAUGAAUAUCAGCAACUGGUGGCAUACCACAGGGUAAGGUGGUUGUCUCUAAAUGACUGUGUUCAAAGAUUUACAGAUCUCCUGCCAGAAAUUGUAUCUUAUUUUGAGCUACAGGCGCAUACCACCUCAAUUCGACUCAGUGAGCGUGCAAAACUACAAGAGCUGUAUGAUGGGCUAGUGGACCCCGCGUUUCAAUUGUACCUGUACUUCCUUCGUGGCCGUCUCCCGAUAUUAGCCAGCAUCAACACUCAACUCCAAAAGAAAGACCAAGACCUUUUCACAUCCUAUCAGAAAAUAGAUGGCUUUAAGAAGACAUUUCUUGAGCCUAUACUUCAUGAAGUUGAUGAUGGUAUGCAGGAAGGUAACGUCCGAACGGAGUCGGACGUCGACAACAUAGACUAUGACUGUAAGGAGUUUAUUAAAUUCAAAGAGCAAGCAAUUUCAUCCGGUCAGCUUUCUUUUGGUCAGUUGCAUGAAGUGAUGAAUAAUAUUUUCAACUUCACGGCUGCUAUUGGCAGAUCACUUGAUGCCCGUUUUCCAGAACUGGAUUUUGUUAUCAAAAACCUGAGCUUUCUCUGUCCUGCAAAUCGCAAGCACUCCAGAUGCGACAUAGAGGCAGUGGUAAGGAGGUACUGCAAGAACAGUGUUGCUGCUGCUGUUGCCAAUAGGCAGUAUAGCGUAUACAGAAAUGAUGAUUCGGUUGAUUACGUCUAUCUUCACUGCGAAAAGCAGCCUGAUACCUUCUUUUGCAGAUUGGCGCAGAUGCCAGAAUACGACCAAUUUGGAUUGCUGGCCAUUACACUUAUGUGUAUGAGUCCGGAUACGGUGGAAUGCGAACGUGGAUUUUCGUGCAUGAAUCUGACAAAGGACAAGUGUGCUACAAGAUUAAGCGGGGAUAAUCUGCAAAGUCGGUUAGCAGUUUUCCUGGACCCUAGAACUCUUUCAUCUUUCCCGUUUGAAGAUAUUGUGGAUAGCGUCUAGUGUUAAAGACGAAUUCACUUGCUAUUGUGUUGACAUCGUCUAGAGUAAGAAGAAUUCAAUUAUUAGAUAUAUCAUUAACUGCUUGAAACCAAGUUACUUCAUCAUGCUAUCUGAUAAUCAUGCGUAAUUGAUUCUUUGUGGCCCCUGUCAAGCCUAGC
Corticium candelabrum is the source of this 1557-nucleotide messenger RNA. RefSeq lists its product as uncharacterized. NCBI's taxonomy places the organism in Eukaryota, Metazoa, Porifera, Homoscleromorpha, Homosclerophorida, Plakinidae. The record is from RefSeq and is a predicted model, not a curated record. The transcript has a single exon. Bases 32 to 1399 code for a protein of 455 amino acids.